Messenger RNA from Xyrichtys novacula (pearly razorfish), 23815 nucleotides. The record is from the annotation of a GenBank genome assembly. NCBI's taxonomy places the organism in Eukaryota, Metazoa, Chordata, Actinopteri, Labriformes, Labridae.
GCAGCUUUCAGGGCUUGGUUCAUGACAUGACACAGUGCAGCGCAGGAUCCAAGUGGUCGCUCCUAACGCCACUGGAACUCCCCCGUCCAGGACUCUUUCACAGUGCUUUGAGUUUGGCUACAUGAAAUAUGCGAUGUUCGCAGGAGUGCCCGGUUUUCUUUCUGCUACACUUUGUUUUAACUCUGGCAGCCGGCCACGAAGAGCUGUACGGUUCCAGCAGACUCCUGUCGCGUUUCGCAGAGCAAGGUCAGUGUGGUGCAGGUAUAGUAGAAGAUCCCUUAUGUGCACGACUGUGCUUGGGUGCAUUUCCUUAAAAGCAUGCCUUGGAGCUACAAAUCUGUGCUUUCAAUUUAUCCAACUCUAGCAGGAAAAUGUACACCCUAAAUAUACAGUAUUUCACAAAACUGGUGUUGCCAAAAUUAAAGUGCAUGGAUGUAUUUUUGAGAGUGUAAAACAAGAGACCUGUUGCAUAAACUUUCAUAUGUGCACAGGUGAAUUAUCUCCUGACUGUUUUGCAGGUCAGUUGUCCCUGUCAGAGUCAGACCUGUCCAUCGUCCACCCUGUGAAAUCCACCCCUGAUGGAGCCUUCGUCUCCCACUCUUUGUCCCACCACUUUAACGGUGGGCGAGUCAGGCGUGACCUACGACCUCUCACUUCCGAGGGACAGGUUUACUACAAGGUCAACUACAGAGGUCAUGCUUUACUGUUCAAUUUGACUGCAAAUGAUCACCUGGUUUCGAGUGACUACAUCCUGGAGAGGAGGGGCAGCGGUGCCAACAAGACUGAGCAGCAUCGGCUGGAUGAGGGGAACUCCUGCCACCUCCUUGGCACGGUGGAGGCGUCUGGUGCGCGAGGAACGGCUGCCAUCAGCACAUGUAAAGGCCUGGUAAGGAAUCUCAUGAAUAGCAGGAGGGAGGGUUCGAUUUAAACCUCUGCUUCAUUCAUUAGAUCACAUCUUUUUGAUCCUUAUUGUGGCACUCUGAAGCAUUUUCCUUCUUAAAUCUGCACUCAGUGUCAAAUCUUGUCCGCCAUGAAAGGUGUUUCUUAUACACAGGAGAAAGGAGGCAUCACUCUAGGGAAGCUGGUAUGUGGAGUAGGCUGUCAUAGGCUGUUAAACAAACCCCUUCCAUCUGACAGUGCCCUGUGUGUUAGUCUGCCCUUCAAAGACUUCCUGACACUAUUUGCAGAACGAGUGUGCUGCAGACCCGCUGACGGCUGCAGCUUCUUAGCCAACCAUGAGACCCUUUCUGUCCUCUUUGUCUCUCAGAUGUUUUCCCUCAACCUUCAUUCAUUCAUUCAUUCACUCACUCACUUUGUUGUCUGAUGCUGUAGAAACUCUUUGCAUGCAAAGCCCUGACCUUAAACAUGCAGCUUUACUUAGCUGUAUGAUGAGAGGGAGAGUUUCAGUAAUGGACUUUGGCAUACUUUUAUAGAGUGGAGCGGCAAGGUUUGACAGAUGGAGAGAUGGGGAAGAGGACCAUGUGUUUUGUUCAAAAAGUCACCUUUUUCUGCCAUGUAUACUUUAUAUCAUAUUCUAGGAGUAAUGUUUAAAUCAAAUGAGUACUUCGACUACAAAGGAAAGGAAACAGCUGGAAAGCAGCGAGACAAAAGAGCCCAGCAUGUGAUUUGGAAAGUUUGGACCAUAUGGACAUUUCUGGGGAAAGAUAUGGUGCAACCAAUUCAAGAGUUUGGAUCGAUUUUCACCCUGAAACACUUUCAGCUCUUUUUGCCAAAUAACCAAUAAGUUUUUAUCUUAUAUAAUAUAUAUUUUGGAACGACCAAACAGGAAAGGACAUGGAAAGGGAGGGACAUCCCUGCUCUGAAAUGAUGGGAUGUGUCAGUUUUAGUCAUGAAGAAUGCUGCUCCCCUGUCAGUGUGGGAUUGUGUCACAGCAGGAAUGCCUCUCUUGCAGGGUCUUGCCUCCCACCUCUCUGUUAUGUUUGCGUGGCUUCUGCUAAACCUUGUAUGUUUUUUUGGUUACAUCUGAGUCAGACCAGCAGGGCUAAAAUCAAAGCUACACCAAUGGAAAACUGUUGCAUCACUAUACUCCCGAUUAACCACAACCUACCACAGUUAGAGGGGUUUUCAUGGAACGCUGAGUGCUCCGGUUUGCCUCCUCAGUCCAACCCACUGGGAAAACCACUGUGAUCUAUUACCCUGAUUUUCUGUAGUGUGGAAGAAGGUUUAUAGCAGCUAAAGCCGCAGAGAGACCACUAAACACCGAGACUUAGGCAGACAGAUGUUUGAGGGGAAACACUGCCAGCUGCUGUGGAGGUCAGUCAUCUCAGGAGGCAGAUAGAGAUGCACUGCCAUAAAAAUGAUUGGCUUGUGUUGAAGAGUACAGGAUAUACUGCAGACUGUAGAAAAAUAAGCUACAUGAGGAAAAACUGUAACAAAAGACAGCGUGAUAGAGACAUGAAACGUUUAGUGCCGACCUCUCUUGGUAUGGAGGAAACUUUUUUUAAAAGAUAAAGCGCUCAGACUUCAACCUUGAAAGAACUCAAGUUUUGGCUGCAUCUCUUCACUUUCCCAUUACUCCCUGCUCUGAAGAUGACUGAUUAUUAGUGACUCAGUAUAAAAGUAUCAGAAAACUUAUCACAGAGCCUAAUUUGGUAUCAUUGGAUUACUUGUUUUGUUUGGAGAAUAGUACUACUUUGUGAUAUUCUUCAGUAAGAUUCUAGAUAGAUGUACUGUCCUGCUCAAACCUCAUGUUGGUGAAGCAACAAGAAGGACAAGAAGCUCAUGUGAUGAUGUGUGAUAACUGCAAUACUUGGAUUUUUCUUCCUUUUCUUCUUCUUUUUCUUCUUCUUCUUCUUCCUCCUUUUAUUUCUUCUGCCUCUUCCAGCUGGUGAAUUUUGCGUGGCCACUUACUACGCAGGAAAAGGAGUAUUUCACUAGUUUGUGCUGUGCUGUGUUCCCUGACCAAAAAUCUGAUCGCUCUUUGUUUUAAUUCUCUACCAAAAGAUUUGAAAUUGAUCUUUAGAGUGGAAAAUCUAAAAAAGUGCCAACUCCUUCAGGACAGAGAUCUUUGAAGCGCUUGUUCGGCAGGUCUCAACCUGCUAAAUAAAGUAAAAAAAGUGGCGUUCAUCUUUGAUGUUCCAAUAUCAAGCUGUUACUUAGCUCACCUGACACCUACCUGUUGCAGGGCUGACUCAAAAUAGAUGUAACCCACCAGAUUUCUGAUUGGCUCAUUCCACUCUGUGGGUCAUGUAAAGAUAUCAAGUUGAUUCUUGUUGGUUAAUAAAGCUCCUGUGAGGAAUUUUUCAUUUUUGCUCAUUUCAGCACCACCUGUGGACAAAGCAGCCUUUGCUUAUCUAGUCCUCCUCACACUGAAAUAUUGCCUUCUGGCAAAAAUAUAACAUCCUACUUCUAACAGUCAAAUUUCAAAUUUUUAAAAAAUAUUUAAUGCGGAAAAUGCAAAACAAAGGGCUGUUUCUAUAGCGGUUCCUCCAACAUCUACUCCAUGGCACCACUUCAGGGAUUUAAGAGAAUAGUAAGAAAACCAUCAGUCUUUGUUUGUUCUUCGCAUAGCAUAAAAGAUGAAUUCCAGUCUACUUUAUACAUAUUAGAAAACUCCUCACAGGAGUAAAGAUAGCCUCAAUCAGCCACUGCAAAUCAGGGACUAUGUCUGGUUGGUAUGAAGAGGUGUUCUUGAUCAUAUGUUUUGAGUAGGGAUUGCGGAGCAACUCAGACACGAUAAUAAAAGAGGAAUCAUGGAUUGUAAUGUACAGUAAGGGGAGGAAAAUAGCAAACUGAUAACCCCAGCAAUAUAGAACGUGUUGAUUGUCACUGCUGUAAUUUCUAUGCAUGCGUCAUGUCAAAACACAACAGAUUUCUGUCAAUCUUUCUCCGUGUGAGUGAUAUCCACUGAGCCUUUUUACAUUCAACACAAGUGCGGUGUAAGUAAAGUGGAAAGUAAUGGAACAGUUACUAUCUAUGUAAUGAUGCUUUCUGUUGGACUGCUCAUCACUCAGGCAGCAAAAGUUUGGAGAAAACAAAAAGAGCAACCAGAGUGGAACUAUCACAUGACAUAGCAGGGUAAACAACACGGCGAGUGAGUGAAUUUAUUUAUGAUUUUAUCACAAUGUAGAGGAAAUCUGUUGUGUUUUCUCAUACAGCAAACAUAUAGAGGUCAGAUCAUUUCUACAACCUUUCUUAUGCAAUAGAAAAAAGCCUGGCAGAAAUUAGAGAAUAGAGAAGGACUGUAAAAGCUGUGGAAACCACAAACUGGUCCACUUCGCCCAUUAACACCUCACAUUAGUCCGUUAUUUUAUCCAUUAAUAAAUCAAGUUUAGAAAACAAUGCUUCUCCACACUGAGUCGUAUGUAGGUUACACGUGAUUAUGGCGGUGAAAGAGUCAAGUUUCCCUUCACCUUCUCUGUUUGCUGCACAUGUGAGGUACAGAGUAAUCAGGUGGAGGUUGCUGUCACUGUCCCUCUAUGAGAAAACCUCAAACGUAAGAUAAUCCCAAGAGUUCUCACUCAAGUCUUUAGUGAUCCCUGGGGCACAAUAUGCAAGUUCAGACCCAUUAUAUCCUCACUUCAAUGCAUGUUUCUUCACGCCAUGCAGAUGAAAAAUGAUAAUGUGUUUGACCUCUGUGGAAUAAAUGAGCUCACAUAGCCACAAUUAUCCUUUGAAGUAAAACAAAAAUAAAGGCGAGCGAGUGCCGUAAAACCAGUCAUUAUAGAGAGAAACAGUCAUCGAAGAACAAAUGCAAGUUUCUUUGUUUGAAAUUGUUGUGGUUGAUCGUAUUGCAGUAAUGAGCACCAUCCGCCUCCACCUCUCCUUGUGUCCCACUAAUCACCAUUGAAGCCACAGGCCGCGUAACAGCGCACACUUUAUACCAGACCCAGUUGGACAGCACUACAAAACCCACAGAAGCAGGAAACAGAAGUAAAGCAGUUCCACAUGGCCGGUGUAUUUAGAACACAGACCUGUGUUAUGGUAACCUCCCCUGGCUCUGGCACCUCACACCCCAACACGCUUCCUCUGGGUCAGAGGAGGGGGGAUUAAUGGAGAGGUGGUGGAGGAGAAGAGGGGGCGAAAGUGCAAAGUGAACUCCAGGCCGAGGCUGUUUCAGCCGACAGAGCGUUCAGGAUUUAGGUCACAAACUGCUCCAGAAUUAUCCCCACUUUUGUUCAGAUGGAAAACAAAAACCUCAGCUCCUUUUUAAGUCAUCUUUGUCUGUUGAGCUCAGACAUCACCCAAGAUCCAUGUGUGGAGAAUUAAGUAUCAUAGUAAGGAACGUAAGCAAUAUCGUUACCACACACUGUACAAGUUUAACUCUGCAGGCUGUGCUGCACAGUACAACUGCAUUUGGUUUGCAGAUAAUGCAGCUCUUGCAGAGCAAUGGUCUGAAUGUUUGGAUGGGCCUCACUGCAGCAUUCCUUCCUGGUUGAUUUCCACCACCUGCUUUUUCUGCAGGGUCUCACUUGGAAGAUAAACUCUGGUAAACACAGAAGAGAAGACAGAAGGAUGAAAACGGAGAAAGCCAAAGAAUUUGCCUAAAACUUCUCCCUUGUGUUUAGUAGCACAUUUUUCUGUGCUUCAUCUAGCAGUAAAAGGAUGCAUAAUGCAAGUCUUGCUGUAGUGAAACUGUACAAUGAGACAAGACUCAGAGCAGCAGUAAAAUCAGCUGUUUUCUGCACAGAACCUUUGGGAAGUGUUCCCAGCUGACUGCAGACGUAUCAGCAUGCGUGCUUUGUGGAUGAGUCCACCCAGAGCUCAGGGACCUCUGGCUGAGGGCCACACUCUGAGUCAGUGGGAAACACUUUCUCAAAACUGUAUUUAAUCUGAGUUUGUGGGGUAACAAAAACAAACUUCAGGCAUAUAAACAUGACUUUUGUUGACAAAUUGCAGGAUUAUUUUUGUUCUGGUGGUUUUACAUGGGAAAAGCAAACAAAGCAACUUGUGAUGCUCCACGGGUUUUGUUUCUACGUGGACGUUCUUUGUGAUUUUACAAGCUUGAGUGAAACAGGUGGAGUAAAAACCGUCUUCCCAAAAGGGAGUCCUCCUCUGGAUUUGCACUGACUGAACUCUCUGAAUGGAGAAAUGAGACACCCAAUCAAAGCUCUACAUGCUGCUGAAUGAACAUAGUUGAAACACAUGUCCCAAAGACCACAUGUAAAGUGUGUCAGGAUGACCCAGAAAACCUAGCAUUGAAUAACCACAGUGAACAGCAGGGAAAGACCCCUGGAACCACAACAGGCUGAACUGCAUGGCCUAAUUUUUUACAUCUGCUGCUCCCCUUUAAGGCUAAAAAAGAGGACUAAGAAUCAGAUGCAACUUUCAUACAUCAAGAAAUCUUUGUAUUUUGAAUAUGCAUGCCUUUGAUAGAGGAGGAAAAAAAAACAUCAGCCAUCUUCUCUGUUUUAGUUCUUCAAUCAGUUUUCCUGCUUUAAGACUCAUGUAUCUCUACCCUCCUCCUCUCACCCGAUCAUUUGCGAGUUGUUUUAAGCAGCGAGGGAGGAGUUCAUUCAGAACAGUCUGGGCUUGUUUGGACUCAGUUUGACACAAAACUUCCCCACACACACUCUCACACUCAAGCACAUGAACACACACACACACACACACACACACACACACACACACACACACACACACACACACACACACAAUCCCUUCAAUGAAUAGACCUUGCAAACAGUGAUCUGGAGUUUGAACACUCAUAAUGUGUUUACAGGGAAAAGUCAAACAUUUGACAGAAGCCUCUUUUGUUGCGUUUGCAUGCAUGCAUGUGCUCAUGUAAGAGUGAUUUUUUUUGUGGACGUGGGUGUGGGUGUGUUUCUCUGUGUGUGUUCAGCAGCAGACUUCAGCCAUCAGCAGGUAAAUAGUCUGCACCAGUAAGAACAUGCAUGGCAUACUUAGGAAAAAGUCUCUUUAUUGCUGCUGCAGCAGACAGAGAAUGUGCCUCAGGGGAGAGGAAAGGUUCAUAUUCAGAUCUGCGGACUAAUGAUGGAAUUAGUGAGGGAUGGCUUUUCCAGCGGGCUGUGCAAGAGAAAGUCCAACCUCUCACCUUUUUUAGUGUGGGAAUUAUUGACUCACUAUAACUUUUUGGUGAUUUGCUCAUGCACUCAUAAACAAUCCAACAAGAAAGCAUGCAAACUGUAGGUUGCACCCCUCUGUCCUAACUUUAUGAAACAGGCUAAAAGCUGCAGGAGGUGAAGUUUCGAGGUUAUGCUAACACCAGAGAUGAUUUGGACAUGUUUAUGUGCACUAUUUGUCUUACUUCCCGUACAUUUUUGUCAUUUGUUUCUCCUCAGAGAGGCUUCUUCUCCCUACCAGAGGGACACUUCUUCAUUGAACCUGUCCAAAAAUCAGCAAAUGAGCCUGCCGAGACUCCAGAGCCUCAUGUUAUCUAUCCAAGAUUUACAGAAAGUCAAAGGAAAAAACGCAGUCUGCAGACACCAAGCCCCUGCGGAGUCCAAGGUCUGUAUCUGAGUUUUGUUUUUUACUGAGUUUGGUUUAAUACUGCAGAUGUUUGUGUAAUUUUACACAAGUGAGCAUUUUUCAAGCCAGAAGCACCCUGUGAAAAAAUGCAUUUUUAUCAUUCAUGUUGCAGAUGCUCCAAGUGACUCUGUGCAGGUGGAGAGGGAGAGGGAGGAGUGGGAGAGGGAGCAGCAGCGGGGGGAGUCCCGCUCUCAGCGCUCAGUCAGCAGAGAGCGCUGGGUGGAGACGAUGGUGGUAGCUGACUCCAAACUGAUAGAAUAUCACGGCACUGAUAAUGUGGAGUCGUACAUCUUUACCAUCAUGAAUAUGGUAAAGAAGCUGAAAUUUCUGAGUUUCCUCUCAUCGUGUUUGUGUCUGUACACCUCGUGAGUAAACUGUUUCUCUGCAUCGGCAGGUGGCCGGGAUCUUCCAUGAUGCCAGUAUAGGGAAUGCAAUCCAUGUCAUCUUAGUUCGCCUCAUUCUUCUGCAGGGAGACGAGGUAACGCUUGAGUCCAAGAGUUUUCUUAACCAACAUGAGUGCGAUUUUUUACUGAUUUUUAACAACCAGGUGCUCAUACAGAAGGAAGCAUUCCUCACUGGGAUAGUUAGGAGGUGGAGUAAACCUCCUUCUGGCUGUGGUUCAAGCUCUUUCCUCAAUGAUAAUCCAGCUGGAAAUUUAAGCCCCAUUAAGCAUUAUGUACUCACUGUGUGUUAUGUCAGACCUUCACAGGAUUAUGAGAGUGAAAUAUUCAACAAGAACCUAGAGAACAAAUCAUGAAAAUGAUCGAAAUCUCUGCUGUACUAAACUUUGACUACAGUUGGCAAAACUUGUUUGGAAUGACCUGAGUAAAAAAAAAUGACCUGUUUGGAAAGAAAGGUUAAACAGAUUCACUGAAGUCACGACUAUUGUGUAGUAGUGUUUUUCUUUCUGGUGUUUGUUGCAGAAAGGGUUAAAGAUAGUUCACCAUGCAGACUCCACUCUGUCCAGUUUCUGUGCCUGGCAGAAAAACCUAAACCCCCAGAGUGACACACACCCGGCUCAUCACGAUGUGGCCGUGUUGAUCACCAGGUGAGACACACAUUCGGCAUUCGUGGAUCAGCAAAACAAUGGAUCCCUUUACCGUUGACACAAAUGUGAUGUUUGCACACGUGAUUUUUCUCCCAGGAAGGACAUCUGUGCUGGAAGCAACCAGCCCUGUGAGACGCUGGGUCUGUCUCAUUUGUCCGGGAUGUGUCAACCUCACCGGAGCUGCAACAUCAACGAGGACUCGGGUCUACCUGUGGCCUUCACUGUUGCUCAUGAAAUGGGUCACAGGUCUGUAUUUACAUGUGUGUGUGAGUGUGUGUUAUAACGGAGCAUCAUAACACCGGAUGGUGUGACAGAAGAGCUCCCUGUUCCCAUGCUCAGUGGCUAAAGAUGAAUAUCCACUUGUGUCAUUAUAUCCUCUUGAAUUAGCUCAUCGGUUCAUUAGUGAAUUGGCUGUAUGCAAAUAAUGGCCGGUAUCUAGUAACAAGACAUAAAGAGGACUGACACCCGAGAAGACUGAUGUGGUGUGGGUGUAGAUCAUUCAGUGAAAGUAAAAGUGACAGAUUUGUUUUCAGCUCUGGAUUACUGUGACACACAAAACCUUUUUGUCUUUAAUCGUAUCUUUCUACUCCAGCACCUUGUUGAGUUGUGGCCUCAGGGUCGGUCCAACCAGGUGACACCGUUUCCAGAUAGAAAGUUCUGUUUUUAGAGGAAAAUCAUCAUUACAUUUUUCAGUGAAUAAAUACUUGUGAUGAUUCUCUGACACUUUUAGCCAGAGGACAGAAAACAGGCAUGCUCCGUUUAACAUGAUAGGAGCUGAGGUGUGUUACUUGUAUGUAUUACACGAGAGCCUUCCCCAUAAAGGCGGCCUGUUUUUCUGAAUCAUUUAUUCCCUGAAGGAUAAUUUCAUCAUUGGUCCUGUUUUUUGUUCGUGUGCCCAGCUUUGGCAUUCAUCAUGACGGUCAGGGAAAUGACUGUGAACUGGAGGGGAAGCACCCAUUCAUCAUGUCCAGACAGCUGAUGUACGACAGCUCGCCUCUCACUUGGUCUUCCUGCUCCAAAGACUACAUCACACGCUUCCUCGAGUAAGACUGAAUGCAUACUUUAUUCUUGAGCCAUGAGUCAUAAAGUAAAAACAUGAUUUAGUUCUUCGUGCUUUUUAUUUUUUUGUUUUUCAAACUUUAGUUUUCUGAAAAUUCAGUUGAAUUAGAAGGAUUGUGAAAUCGUGAAGAAAAAGGAGUAACUAGAAAGUAAUUCGAGGAUGUGCCCGUGCAGAUUUGGAUGAAAAUGAUCUGAAAAACCACAAUGGGUGUGGUGUGCAUUUGGUUACAAAAACAUUGAUGGGUAGCAAAGCGUGACCAACUGAGUUUCUGAGGGAGUACAAAAAGUUCAUAAAUGCUGAGCAAUGAACAAUUCAUGUGGAGCCAGAAAAUACAGCCAAUGAUGGAGAAGCAGGAGGAGCCUGGAGAGACAUCAGAAGAGGGUAACGCACUGAUAUCUGCAAACUUGUUAUUGAAUCCUGAUUUUUUGAAGUUUAAAGCAUCAGCAUAUAUGUAUGAAGUAAUAUCUGUGUGAAAAGACUAAAUUCUGUGUCAGAGCUCCUGUUAUGGAUGUUUAUAAUAUUGAAAUUGUAUCCUGCCUUUUAAUUAUCUCAGACAGUUUUCUUAUUUCUUAUGUAUCAAUAAAAGGGAUGGCAGUUUUAAUGGGUUUAAAAUGGUAUUUAAAGUUUCCUGGUAUCCAUCAUUCAAACAAACUUCUCACUCAAACUCUCCUUCAAUAUAUUCUCCUGUUUCAGCCGUGGUUGGGGUUUCUGCCUCGAUGACCGCCCUUCCAAGAGAGACCUGACCACCCCCCUGGCUCGCCUCGGAGUCCGCUACACCACACACCACCAGUGCCAGCUCCAGUACGGUCCAAAUGCAACUUUCUGCCAUGAAGUUGAUGUAAGUGUUCUGCACCUUUGCACAAACUAAAAGCAGAAAAAAGUCAGUAAUUUGUUUUAAAAAAAAAUAGUUAUUGUUCUUGGUUCAUUCCUUCUUCUCUCACAGAACGUUUGCCAGAUUCUGUGGUGCUCUGUUAACGGCUCCUGUCGCUCCAAACUGGAUUCACCCAUAGACGGCACUCGCUGCGGACCAGAGAAGGUGCACGAUGGUGCUAGUUUCUUUGUCUUGUUAGGGUUUGGGUUUCAGUAGCCUGAGGAUGGAGAUGGUUGGCUCAAUGGCUGCAGAGGGUGCGAAUGUGUUGUAUAACUUUUGCUAUUGGAGUGAUCUCACCAACAUGUUUUCUCUUGCAGUGGUGCAUCAGUGGAGAGUGUGUUAUUGUGGGUAAACUGCCAGAGACCAUUAAUGGAGGCUGGGGACAAUGGAGCACCUGGUCUUACUGCUCCAGGACCUGCGGGACUGGAGUCCAGUCAGCAGAGAGGGAAUGUAACAACCCAAAGUAAGACUAUCAAGCCUGUUUGCAUGCUUAUCUCUCAUUUUAUCUGUCAGGCUUUCCUGCAACACAUGGGCUUCUUUUUGAAAACGGAUUAAAUCUUACAGCUGAACUGAUCUCAUUCUGUUUGUUCACAGACCAGAGUUCGGGGGAAAGUACUGCACUGGGGAAAGGAAGCGUUACCGGACGUGUAACACUACACCCUGUCAGAUUAACACACCAAGCUUUCGAGAGAUGUUGUGUAGUGAGUUUGACACGGUGCCUUACCACAACGAGCUCUACAAGUGGAUUCCUGUGGCCAACCCAUGUGAGUUUUCAAAGCUUCAAAUGUUUGAUUUAAAACCUCUUAUAAGCAGAUACACAGUUUUUGGUAGCCCCAUUUUCUCCUCGGCUUUCCACAGCUGCUCUGUAGUUGUGGUUGUGUUAAUCAUCCAGCAGGGGGCAGCAUUCAUCAUGGAAAACUCUCUGAGCUUGGCUAUCCUGCGGUUAAAUCUAAAAUUUAGUAAACUGUGUUUUCAGGAGAGUUUAAGGCGUUUUUUUUUUUUUUUUUUUUUUUGCAUAUCUCCCAUAUUUAAAUCACUGUUUCAACUAAGUCUGACUUGUAAAUUUAAGUUUUUCUUUAAAAAAAAAUAUAAAUAAAAACUGAAAAAUGAUCUUGAGAAAAAUCCAAACUAUAAUUGUUGAAACUGGUUAUUCAUUUCAUACAGAUGUAUCUGUGAUAUGUUCUUUUAAAUUAAAUGGUUGAUUGGUUGGUCUACGAAAUGCCAGGAAAAAUUAAAAAAAGCGUGAAUCUAUAUUGACGGUGAUGACUUCAAACAUGUGGUUUCUAGAAGAUUUCAGCCCCAAACCUCAAGAUAAACACAUUCAUAUGAAAUGCAACAGGGAAAAGGAGAAAAUAGUUUAAAUUCAGGAGCUCAAAACAGCUUUUUUUUCUUUAUCUGCCAUUGCAUUGAAAAAGUUCUAGAAAUGUAAAAUCGGUUUACAAAUUAGUUGACGACUAUUUUUUAUGCUCAACAAAGUGCAAAUCACAGCAGCUCCUCUCUGUUUAAUCAGCUGUCAUCAGUGGAUCAAAUUAGAUGACAGGAAUUUCAGUGACGACUUCAUCUUCACUGAAUCUAAUGUAAACUCUUCCUCACUCUCCUCCAGUACACCCCUGCGAGCUGCACUGCCGGCCAGUCAACGAGUAUUUCUCAGAGAAGAUGCUGGACACUGUGACUGACGGGACGCCCUGCUUCAUGAACAACAAGUCCAGAAACAUCUGCGUCAAUGGAGUGUGCAAGGUAGUGUGUCUGGGUAAGAGACUAGGAGGGGGUUAUAGUGGAGCAGGACAUGAGGCGAAGUGCAGUUCAUGUGCAUGUGCAUGUGCAUGUGCAGCAACAUUUUGUAACCAAAGAGUUAGUCUCUGCAAACUUAUCAUCUCACACGUCUGCAUCUAUACCUGUGUGUGUGUGUGUGUGUGUGUGUUUGUGUGUGUUCUGCCUGCAGGAGGUUGGCUGUGACUAUGGCAUCGACUCAAACGCGGUGGAGGAUCGCUGUGGAGUCUGUUUGGGCGAUGGCACAAGCUGUGAGACGAUUCAUAAGUCGUUUGAUGAUGGGGAAGGCUUUGGUGAGUCCCACACGAACAAAAAAAAGAUAAUGAAGCAGCUGGAAACAAAUUCAAUUAUCGAGACAUGAGACUUGGUAAAAUUAAAAAAUCCUAGUAAUGUGAAACAGACAGGCUUUUAAUGAGGACGGGCUUUCAUGCCCCCACCAGAGGAGUGUGAAAAAGUGCAGAAUUCAGAUUUAUGUCUACAGGCGGAAAGUCAUUUCAGGACAGUCCGUUACGAUUACACCAUUGUGUUGUUGCCUUGUUGCUAUGGUAGCUGUCUUGUCCACACUGUGCAGCUGUUUGUCCUGCUGUACUUGGCUGGUGUGAUAUGUGUGUGUGUGUGUGUAUUUGUGUUUUUUUAUUUUUUUAUUCCAGCCCCAUGUUUAAUUCGUCUUAAGGGAGACAUGUCUUUGGCUGGUCUCAGCGUGUUUGGAAAACUGCUCAGUUCAACACAUGGCACAGACAGAUUAAUAGACAAAGAGCCUCGAAACAAUUAAAACAUCCUGCCCGCGUUCCCUCUCUCUUUCACCACGUCUGUGUUCACAGCGUCCUUUUUAGAUAACCGGCCCAGAUGUGUGCGACUUCAAAAGGCAUAGACCCAAAGCAACCCUCCCCAACCCCCCCACCCCUCUUUUGCACAUACACAGAAACACACACACCUUCCCACAAACAUCAUUAAACUCCAGAGACCGACUCAUUGCUGCUUUCGUCCUCCCCCAUGCAGCCCCCCCCCAUCCAAACACAAUAAAAAACAGAGACAGGGCAGUGCCCCCCACGCCGAAUACACACUCGUACAUUACACACACACAUACAUGCCAACCACCCCCACAGACUCAGCCCACCCUCUAUUAAAGAUCAGAGAGAGACUGUCUGGUAGUCUGGAUGUGAGUGUGGCAACAGCCAUGGUGGGCCAUCCAUUACCUUGCUGUGACUCUGAUUCCCCUCCUCACCCUCCCGACUCUCCCAGGGUACGUGGACGUGGGUGUGAUACCUGCAGGGGCGCGGGACAUCCUGGUAAGGGAAGUAGAGGAGGCAGGUAACUUCCUGGCUCUGAGGAGCGAGGCAGCCAAAGAGGAGUACUUCCUCAACGGCAACUACAUCAUCCAGUGGAACGGGGAGUACGAGGCUGGGGGGACCACCUUCUUCUACGAGCGCAUGGGGAACAUGGAGAACCUCACUGCUCCAGGACCCACCAGUGAGCCGGUCAUGCUACAGGUAGGCCACGGAAAAGUGUGAAUUUUAGCAGGUUUAUAAAUAUAGUUGAUAUCAGAUGAGAAAGUGAAUCAGGUUUUAUAUGACUCAAAUAUUUACUUUUUACUUAUAUGUUUGACUAGUUACUGUUUCAAGAGAGGAACCCGGGAAUAAAGUACGAGUACAUCAUUAAAAAAAACAAAGGGACAGGAAAUGAGGUCAUCGAACCCAUCUACAGGUGGAGACAUGGAGCUUGGGCAGACUGCAGCACCACCUGUGGUUUAGGUGGGUGUUUUAUUUGGUAGAAAGCUUGAAUAGCUGAUCAGUAUCAGCGAUAAAGCAACAGUUUUUGAUUUAUUUUCUAUUUCAGGUGAGCAGCACCAGCCUGCGCGGUGUUUUGAGAUGGAUGUGGGCGUAGUGGAGGAGUCUCUGUGUGACCCAGAAACCCGUCCAGAGGACAGACACCGGAAAUGCAAGACUAUGGAUUGUCCUGCAAGGUUGCUCACUCCUCAGCUCUUUUUUUCUGUCUUUUUCAACACAAAACUUAGACUUUUUAUUCAGUCUUAGAUGGAAAAGCUCCUGAUCUUAGACUGUAUGGGGGAGGAAAAGCUUUCUGCAUAGUUUUAUGUUUUCUGAGAACAUAUAACAUUAAAAUAUAGAUAUUAUAUUUGAUAAUCCUCCAAACCAAUUGUAAACAAAGUUAUGCUCUUUUUGCUAAAUAAAAUAAUUCAAUAAAGCCGUAGAAUCACUCCACUCUAAUUGUCUCCCUCUGCCUCAGGUGGUGGGUGGGUGGCUGGCAGCAGUGCACAGCUACAUGUGGAUCAGAGGGCGUACGAAAGCGAACAGUGCUCUGUGUCCGCACAGUGUCAGGGGAAGAAAGGGUGCUGCACCCUGUGGAGUGUAAGCAUCUCCUUAAACCUAAACCUAUUGUGCCGUGCAACAGGGAUGUGCCCUGUGGACUGGACUGGGCUGUUGGCAACUGGGAAGAAGUAAGUUUGUUUUUACUGGUUUCACUUUCGUUUUUGUUGACGUUUCUCCUCCAGAUCUUAGUGUUGUCUUUCUGUCUUGCAGUGCCCUGUCACAUGUGGAGGAGGCGUUCGCUCACGAAUUGUCACCUGUGCUGUAGCACCCAAGAAGAGCUGUGACCUCUCAACCAAACCCAGGUCCAGAUCCCUCUGUGCCCUGCAGAGCUGCCCUAACUCAGGCCUCCGUAGAAGACCAGGGCCUCCUCCUAAAAAUCGUCGCAUCUACCCACCUAAGAGGCAACCCACUAAGCUUCCUGCUAACACUACCUGGGCGAGCACCACAACCACAGCUGCACCCACAGCUGCUGUCACUGUGAGGAAGAAAACAACCACCAAAGAAACUACAACUGCUUUUAUCCCGACCACCACAUCCCUUUCAACCACUGAGCCAACAACUCCUGAAAUCAUAGACGCAGAUGAUUAUGAGAUUGAGGAUGAAGUGAAGAAAAAUGAGGAUGAGAAUGAGAAAACCGCUUCUGCAGGAAAGGACAGAAAAGUAACUGGAAAAAUUAAAGAGAAUGAGGAAGAGAAUGAGGAGGGAGAGGAGGGAAGUACACCGAAUGUGGUGAUGUUCACUCCAGGAUAUGACUUUGUUGUGGAGGAGAGGACGACAGAGGAGGAGGGGAUUAUUGACCUGGAUGUGACCACGUCCACAUCACUCAAAAGUCCGCUUAAAUCAACCACACCCAGGUCGCAUUUACUCAUUACACCCACUCUACAAACAAGUCCACCCACCACGCACACGACCAAAGCACCCACAACUACAAGAACCUCCUCCACCCCACACACCACCACUGAAACAUGGGCCAAGACCACUCUCUACACCACCCCUCGGGUUUAUCCAUUCAGCCGCUGGACUCCCAGGGCUCCCUUCACCACACCUGUGUACAAGGCCUUAAACACAACACAAGCUCCUUCCACGACUACAAGAAAACCAUUUACCACUGCAGCUUCACCCCAGUCCACAGUGAAAAUUAUCAAACUAAAGAAGCCCGCCACCACACCCAAGAAGCACAGUACAACCACUCGGGCUAAGAAGCCCUCUUCCUGGCCUAAAGGAGGUCGCUCCAAGAGCCAGAACGAGCGGCAGCAAAGUCCCAAAGACCAAAGCAACCUGUCAGCUGGAGAGACAGUCAGCAGGGACGUCUUCUGGGCUGUUGGAAACUGGAGUGAGGUGAGGAUACCACAUUCAAGUACUCUCCAAAGAGCCAGACAAGUACUCUGCAUGCUUGAGCCUGUAACUGCUGACCUGAGAUCAGAAGUGGGCGUUUUAAGAGGUUUCCAAUUAUCGUUUUAUGUUCUUUUGUCAUCAGCUUAGACCUGCUGUGACUGCUGUUGGACUAAAAGGUUUAGACCUUAUCAUCUGUUUUUCAUCUCACUAAUAAGUUUAAUUUUGAAGUUAUAUUCUCAUGUGGAAAUGAAGUUGGUUUUGGAGACUGAAAAUUACCCUCAGAUGCUUCAAAAAAUGAACAAGGCAAAUGAUUUUGAGAGAAGUGUUGUAUUGAUCGAAUAAUUUCUCAUUCUUUUUUAGCAGCUGACUGUGAUGUUAGGCAUCUUCAGAUUUAUGGAGUGGGAGGAUUUCAACCUUGUUUGCAACAAACAGUGUGGUUAAAAAUAAAAAGUGUGUUUGGCUGAGCGACUGCAGAGUAAUUUUCAUGCUGCAAAACCUACAUCCUAUUGAAAUAACAUUGUAGGAAGGACACCAAAGAUGUGCAGUGUGGAAAGAUGUUGGACCAUUUGUUUCAGACUAUCAGGCUGUAAAUACAGAUGCUCAUUAGUUCCUUGUCCCCUUUCUAAAGAUUUUAUCAACACCAACUAUAAUCUUCUAUCAUUUUCCAUUUUGUGUUGAAUUUUUAAAUUUCCCUUUCCUCAGUGCUCCACUACAUGUGGUAUCGGGGCGAUAUGGAGGACAGUGGAGUGCAGCUCACAGAAUGACGAUGACUGUGCCAGCAUGAAGAGACCUGAGCCUGCACGCACGUGUCACCUGCAGCCCUGCGCCGCCUGGCAGAGUGGCAGCUGGAGCAAAGUGAGUAAUCUUAGAUUUCCUGCAGUCACAGGAGCUCACAUUUACAUUGAUCUCUUAGUAAUUAAAGUCAGUACUUCAUUAAUCUCCCACUCAUCAAGUCUUACCCUUCCGGAUGAUGAAGCAUGUUCGUUCCUCUGCCGGUCUCACUUGUCCCGUGUUUCUGAGCUCAUUUCCCCUCUGUGAUGACUUCCCCAGUGUCCAGAUAGCUGUGCGGUUGUGGGGAGGAGGUUCCGAGAAGUUCAGUGUAUCGACUCUCAGAGUAAACGUCCCCUCAGACCUUUCCACUGUCAGGCUGUGUCCAGCAGACCUGUCAGCACCCUCACCUGCCCACACAAGCCCUGCAUGACCUGGAGUGCAUCACCAUGGGGACCGGUAUGAGAUUAAAAUACUUGUGAUUUUCUCACUUAGUGCUUAUAAGCAAAUUUGGAUGAUAAACAAGUCAUUAAAGCCUCAUCGAAAUAAAAUAGCAUAAAGACAACUCAAAAGUUGGAAUUAAAAACUCUUAUGAAGAAAAAUGUGUGCUAAAAGCAACAGAGGGGCAUCUCUGCCAUUACCUUGCAUCACCUCUUCACUGAAGUGACCAGCUUUUGGUUUUUAAAGGUGAAAGUCAGGAGUUUGGCUUCUCAACAGAUUGGGGUUGUCACUGUCUUCUUUUUUCUGUCAUGAUGCACCAGAUGUUUGUUGAUAAUUGUUGAGUCAGGACUGGCAUUUGAACUUUGCAUUGAUAGCAAGCAGAGUGGUCCCUCCACUCUUAACUACAUCCAUUCUAAAAGGAAGUCAAAUUUUGAUUUUCUCAGACUAUAGGACAGUUUUCGAUUUCAACUCAGUCCAUCCUGAAGGCCGUAAGGGCCCAAACAAAACACAGGUAUAUGAAUCAUAUAUGACUCCUCUUUUUAUGGUUCAAUUUUUACCUACAACUGUGCUCACAAAAAUUUAUUCUUUAUGUGAUUCUGAGCCAAUGCAGUGACUUCCACUGCAAUGUCUUGUUUGUUUAUAAUGCAGUGCUGCCUUAGGGCCCCAAACUAUUUCGUAUCAGUUAUCAGUUGUUGUCCUUUUUGUACAGAAUUCUCCAGAUUUCCUAAAUCCUUUACUGAAACCAUGUACUGUAGUUGAUAAAAUCCUCAAAUUCCUCAUAAUUUCACACUCAGAAGCAUUAUUCUGAAAUGGUUUGUUCACCAAGUCUCUCACAGAAAGUCGAACUUCCUCCUGUCUUUACCUCUGAGAGACUCAGAGGGUCUCUUUUAUACCUGCUUGUGUAAAUAACUUGUUACCAAUCAGCCUCAUUGGUUGUCAGAUGUUUCUCUAGCUCAUUUUUAGUAUAGCAGAACUUUUACAGUCUGUUGUCAUCCCUGCCCCAACUGUUUUAAAACAUGUUGUUGUCAUGAAGUUGGAAAUAUAACUGAAAUAUAUUUUUCUCAACCAAAACAGUUUUAACAUUUUUAAUUAAAUAAAGUAAAUAUAAUAAAUAAGUUAUUUGCAAAUCAUCAAAAUCUGUGGGGUUUUAUGCACUUUCUAUUAGUCCUUUAAGUAAAUGAUGAUUCAUACAGAAUGAAACUUUGAUCACCUAAAUAAAUGACCUACGUUUAAGUUAUCCGUAACAUCCUUUACCGCCACUUAAAAUGCACAUUCUACAAUGUCACCAUAAUGAAACACAACAUUUAAAUAGUAAGCUAUAGGUCAGUGUCCUGAAAAAGUACUGUCAGGGUAAUUUUUUUUCUGAUCUUUGAGCUAUUGACCAAGAUGCUAAAUAUGCAACCUGGGAUUUACAUCUGACUCCAGACUCCAGGACAGAUGCAAAUGUGGAAGGAUUGAUGCAUAUUCACCUUAAAUUUUUGUGUUUUUACUUAGUGCUCUGGCAGCUGUGGUGAAGGUGUCAAGGAGCGGCUUGUGUACUGUCCUGAGCCUCUUCGCUGCAGCUCCACUCUAAAGCCAAAUAGCACGCAGACCUGCAGCCUGAAGCCCUGCACUCACUGGAAGGCUGGGGACUGGGAGGAGGUCAGUCUCGUCACUGAAAGCUGUUUACAAAACAAUACAUUGAUAGCUAAAUGUCGUAAAAGAUGACUAGAGGAUCACUGUGUGUGGCUCUGCAGUGCUCUGUGAGUUGCGGUGGAGGUCAGCAGCAGCGUGAGGUCAACUGUGUGAGUGAGCGGGAUCUGGCUGUGAUGCCAAACAGCCUCUGUGAGAAGAUUUCCAAACCAGAAACACUCAGGAAGUGCAAUAUGCAGGAAUGCAAAACCAACAUAGGUAUGUAACACACACACACACACACACACACACACACACACACACACACACACACACACACACACACACACACACACACACACACACACACACACACACACAAACACACAAACACACACACACACUCUGUUCCUCUCACUCUCUCUGUCUGUCUGGCUUCCAGGAAAACAUGUCCAGCAGAUUUGAUAUCAGUGAAAUCCGAUAAUUGACACGUUGGUGGUUUAAAUCACACACAUUAAACUUGUGUUUCAUGACCUUUGACGUUUAAGUUUGGCUGCUUUUUAUUCAGGUCCAGUCUGCAGGAAGAACACCAUGUCGUCCCGCUUCUGUGACAAACUGAAGCUGUUGGGUCGUUGCUCUCUCAGGUCGGUCCAAAGACAGUGCUGUGUCACCUGUGGCUCAUAACCAGGAUCAUACAUCUACAGUGUACUAACUGUAUAACGCAGCAGACACAUUCAGACUACAGUAAUACUUACUGUACUUUGAAUGUGUCCAGAUGCAGUUGUAAUGUGUCGAUUAAAUGUGUACUGUACUUUAUCCAUUUUACUCACUGGAUACAGAGGAGAAAAUAAUACUGUAACAUAUAUCCUCAUGGAACACAAGUAUGAAUACAGACAUGCCAUCCACAGACCAACACGUCCAAACCAAAGUCACUACAGACACAACAACAACACAUCAAGCACAGACAAACAAACAAACAAACAUGGGUCGAUACUAAAGGUUUAUUUUUAUUACUUUAGCAUUUCACGUCUUCUUUAAUUUUCUAUUAAUUUAAGAGAUGAUUACAAUAUCCUGCCAAAGCUUUAUUGUCGAUAAUGUGAUAUUUGCAUUUUUAGACCUAAAUUUCCAGAUUAGUAUCAAGCGUAGAAGGCUUAUCACAAAUUUUUCACAUUUCCUUGAUUAAAAAUGUUAGUGAUUGGGCAAUUUUCUGAUGCUUACAAGCGUUUUGUAAAAUUUUAAACAUUAUUAUGACAAGAUAGGUGUUGAAUAAAAUUAAAGGUUGUGGAUAUACACAAAAAUUUGAUUUAUUAUAGAGGAUAAUCACUAAAAUGUAUGCAAAACGAAUGCACAGGUAUGUAAAGGAAAAAAUAUAUAUAAAGGUAGAAAUUCCAGCUUAAUUUGAUCUAUAGUUAGGAAUGUUUGGUGAUUGCCAAAAUGCUUACUGUACACAUCUCUCUGGGCCAAAGGUGCUUUUAUAUUACUAGAGCUGAUAAGUGAGAGCUCAACCUGUUAUACUUUAUUUGUAAGUGAAUGAUAAAAGCAGAUUGUAAAUAAAAUUUUGCCAUCUCUUUGUUAUAAAAUUGUUAAUAGUGCCUAUCAUGUGUGUUUUUUAUUUGUAUGCUUUACUUUUUCAGCUUGAAUUGUUCUUUUGUUCUCAGAGCUGGCGCUGUGUGUUUACAUUAUUCUCGGUACAAGCUCCUGCUUUAUUCUGUUUUUUAUUAUUAUUAUUUUUUUUGUAAGUGAGAAAAAUGUCACUUAUAAAGAAACCAGCUGCAGAACCUGCACAGAUCUGCAGCAGAACCUGUGGUGCUCCUCCUCUGGUGUGUGAUUGACUAGUGAGAAAGAGGCGUUGCAGGUCAUCCCUCUCAGGUCACUCUAAAGAUGGCCGCUGUGCUUGUACAGUGUUUUACAGGUUUUCAUGCAAAUGAUACAUCACUUUGACUGAUAUUGAUUACUCUUGUUUCUAUCAAAAAAUGUGGUGUUUGUGAUGAACUGAGGCGCUAAAUAAAAUCUUUGAAUAUUUUGAGUGUUGCAUGUUUGGUUGUUUUGAUUGUCGUCAUUUUUUCAAAUCCAGUAAUAGCCUAAUAUUAGCUGAGGUAUGUGACCUUCUUUGAAUGGUGUUUUGUGAUUUAUACCAUCUGGAGAACUCUGUCCUGACAGCACCACAUGCUGUUGGAAAUGUGACCUCAGAAUCUGCAGCACCAGGUUCUGUUUCGGGGAUUGGUUUCAGCUGGCCCAGAUUUCUCAGGCUCCUCUGCACCAGAUAACUUGACACGGACAGGCGGACUGACGCUGCCCCUUCAGGUCCACCUUCGGCUAUCACUCGAGCCAAGAGUUAGUCAGCAGUAAUGGAAGGAGUAAGACAACACUGGGUCAAUGUGGAGCAUCAUGUCCUCAAAAUCAGCAGCGUGUGUACAUGUGUGUAACAUGUCUCUGUGUUGACAUGACGAAGCAAACAACCUCCACUUCAGCCGUAUUACCUAACUGAACCACAUCUCUGUUAUGUCAUUGUGUUGCUUCAUUCAGAGAGUUGCACAAUGACGAGAGGUGAUGGGAGUGUUAAAAUGUUCCUCUUUCUCCUUCAGUACAUCCUUUAGUUUGAUGUUUUGGAUUUCACAGUGUGUACAAAUACUGACAUACCUGGCACGAGUCAUUUUCAGCUGUUUUCCAAACUACAUAAGUGGCUGUCGGCUGGCUGCUCUCUAAAAAGGCCUCGAGAAAAUGGCCAUAAAAAUUACUUUUAACAGCUUGUGCAGCACAAUGCCAGUGUUUCAAAGCCAAACAAGUGUGGUUUUGGACUCAUUAGUUAAGUGAUUACCUCAUUGAUUUGUACUUUUUCCAGAAUUUCACUGCACAAUGCCUGCCGACAGUAGCAAAAGGGCAAGAAAUAUUGACUCCACAGCUUCAGAGUGAUAAUAAUAAGAGCACGGCUAAAUCGCUGCCAAAACCAAAACAGGAUAUAUGUAUUUAUUUUAUAAUAGGUGAAUAAGUGUGUUUCAGAUGAUUUUCAAAAUCUGUGCUAAAUUUAAUUUUUGAUCAUAUGGCUGUUUUGAGAGCUCCUCCUCUAAAAAAAAAAAAAAAAGCUUUAAUAUUGAUUUUUCACAACUUUGGAGAAAAACUGACCACAAGAUUUUCACAGUUCUGGUUAAACUCUGUGAGAAACUAUGAGGCAGUAAAGCACAUAUCGGACCCUUGGAAGCGUAAACAUGCUGAAAUAAAGUCACUCCUCCUUUCUGAAAUUCUUAUUCAUUGGCAAAGAUACAUUUUUUUUAUACAUACAACCUUUGUUUGCUAUCUUUCACCCAUUGAGAACUUGAUGUGGCUCUUCAGGGGCAAAUUUGGAAGUAUCUGUCUGUCAAAGCAAAUUUAUUAUGACUGGAGUUUUAUUUCCAGAUCAUAUGUAUUCCUGUAUUUCAUGAUAUCAUAUCCGCAUUAAAAAAUAAAAGGUCAUUUUCCUGAGGUUUUGGUACAUAGAACUCAUAAGACUCAUAAAUACAGAUAAAAGAGGCAUUGGUUUGGCUCUGAGAUUAAAGCUCCUGUCAGGAAAUUUCUGUUUAGGUCGAAUUUUGUGCCUCUUUGGCAGACAAAGUGAUUCCUUUUUUAUCUCUUCUCUUCUAGUUCUUCCAUAUGUAGAUUUGCAUGUUGUUCAAAAACUUGAUUUAUUGCAUCAGUCUGACUAAAACUGGAUUUUCAAAAUACAUGUUAACUUGUUAGUCUGACUGAAAUCGCACUAAGCCAUAGUAAAAAUAACAAACCCAGAUAAAUUGGUUAGGGAUCUAUUUUCUCUUCCAUGUAUGUGGUGUGAUUGGACUGAAACUGGCCUUCACUUUCUGCACGUGCUCAGGAGUUCACACACCAGGCCUUGGCUUUUGAAUUGAACAGUGAACCGACUCAGAAGCCGGGUAGUAAAUAAGACCUAGGCAUAAAAAGAAAAGACGUCAAAAAAGACAACGAGGUCUUAUUGUACGUCUAAAAGACACAGAGCUGAAAAAGAGACAGUGAUUUUAUCGUUUAGUGUAUAUACAAUCAGCCGAUUUCUAACAUUGGGGUGACCACACGUUCUCUUACCCGGUAAUAUCCUUUUAUUUAGGGGGCUGUUCAGACUGUCUGGCCUUGUCAGACAGUCCUUCAAAUGUCCAGGGUUUUGUAUGGAAGUUUUGAGUUUGUUUCGCUUGAACUUACUGAGUUUGAAGCACGUAAAACACACUCGACCUGACCCGAAAAACUCUCAAAAUUUACCAUGUGCGACUCUAUGACUCUGCCCCCGUGUAGUCAAGUCCUCUUUUGGGGGAUUCAGAAUAUGGUCACCUUACAACAUACUUGUCGAUUGUCAGGUAUAUGACAUAGGUGAGAUGGCUCAGAAGUAAUGGGCUUAAAAGAAGGCAUGUUACCACCUACAGCAGAAGUUGCAGACAUGCUUCAGUCAGUAAUUCAAUUCUUGCUCGGUGCUUGUAAACAUGGACAAGGACAAAAUCCCCCAAUCAAGCCAUGACUAAUUUGACUUAACUGUGGAUGUAAACAUAUUGAGUGUGUUGUAAACCGUCUGUCUAUCACCUUCCUUCUUGCAGCAGCUACAAGCACUGAACACUACAACACAGAAAUUCUCAGUCUUGUUGCUGAUGCUCUUGUUGUCUGUUUCAUGACCAGCUAAAAACUGUUCACAGGAGCUUUAAAUCACACACUUCAUGUGCAGAGGCUACAGUCCUUGAAGGUUCAGUUUCCACACUUGCCUCUUUCUCCCGUGUCAUAUUAACAAUGAUGCUAACAGCAGCACACUGUAAAAAGUUUUUUUUUUUUAUCACAAACAGAAACGCACAUUUUGAAAAAAGUUCAAUUGAUCUGUUUUUGCAGAGCUAAAGAGAAACACUUGAUUGUUAAGUGUUUGGUGUUGUCACCUCAUACCCCCUCCAUGAAGACAGAAGAAGGACAGUGAGGUGCGUCUCACCUGAUCCAGUGUCUGACCUGUAAGUAAAUUCCUCUGCCCCUCUGAAACCGACACUCAGCCGAGGAUGAUGAUGUAAUCCCCCUCGCUCAGGAUGAGGAAGGUAACAUGACAAACAUCUAUUGAUCACCAUAAAGCAGGAAACAGCAACCUCAUCUAGUAGGUUACCAGACACCCCCCAACACCACGGCCA